Lymnaea stagnalis (great pond snail) is the source of this 10303-nucleotide messenger RNA. The record is from the annotation of a GenBank genome assembly. Lineage: Eukaryota; Metazoa; Mollusca; Gastropoda; Lymnaeidae.
UUUCAAUUAAUGGUCCCUGAGGUAUUGUUUAUACAAAGUUUAGAAAAAUGAAAGUGUGUUUGUGUCAAAAUGGCUGUGAUCUGGACGUUGGCUGGAGCGGCAACAUUCGUAAAGAUCCUUUUCAUGCCAGCAUAGUAAGAUUUAUAAUACAAUUCUAAUUAUAUUAACAUUUCGGCUAAAACCGAGGAAGGCUGCCACGGCGUCUUUUGUGUCUUUAUUAUAGUUGCAGUGAAUUAGGGUUUAGGUUAGGUUUAGUUUAGGGAUCGAUUUAGGCUUUAGGUUCAGGUUAGGCAUGGGCAUGGGGAUAGAUUUAGGAUUCAGGUUAGGCAUAGGGAUCGAUUUAAGGAUACAUUCGUGAAAUUCUAUAAAAAUGUGGCAGGCUCCCCAUUUUAACCAAAAUUUCAAUUAUGACUCCCCUUUAAUAAUGUGCAAAGUUAAAAUUUACUUAUUUGCUUUUCAAAUAAAAUCAACCACGACCACUUAUCACUUUUAUUUUUAUUCUCAACAAGUUAUUCUUGCAUUGCUUAACUUUAUAAUACUUUGUGGUAAAUGCAAAGAGAUAGCACCGCGUUUUUUUUACCAUGGCGAACUUAUGUCCCAAAUUUAUCCCUUAACCUACUAACCUGAACCCUAAAGUUAAACUUAUCCCUAAACUGGGUUUUGACCCUAUCGGAACCAGGGACAAAACACGCAAAUGACGUCAGGGUGCUAUCUCUUCACAUCAGCCUACUUGGUUUAUAAACUUUCAGUAUCUUAUUCAUAUUCUUCUACUUUACACUUAUGACUUAUCAUAACUACAUUAGCCAGUUAGUUAGCUAGCCUAAGUCGCACUCACACACAGUGCAGGCUUAUUCUCUAUUUUUGUUUUUCCAUAAUAGUUUCAAUGAAUAUUGAAUAUAAUAGCAAUAGUUUCAAAUGAAUGAUGCAACUGUAUUUCCUUGUCCAGUGCUGAAAGGAGUGAAAGACAGAUUCAGAUAAUUUUGGCUAAUGGUUUUUAUGAUUUAGGUUAGGUUUGCAGAAAAAAAAUUUUUGAAUUGACUGAGUCUAGACUAGGUUUUUUGUAGUUUAUAUUUUUUCCUGUUAUUCACAUCAGCAACAAAGGUUAGUGGCCAAAGAAAUAAAAGUAGUGUCAACAUGGUGUGAAAUUUGUUUACAAGUAAAUUUAAAUUAACUCCUUUAUACUGUUAGGGCUGUGCCAUACAACUUAUCUGCAACAUCUGCUUGCUCCUCUGAUAUCUGGGUAGGUAAUUACGCAAUAAUAGUUGUAAAUCUACACCAUCCACCCACUCUCAAAAAAUGUUACCCUCUUCCCUAAUUCUCUUAACUUAUCAUUUUAAUAAUUAAAAAACAGAAAUAUUAAAUUAAGUUUUAUUAGUUGUUAAUCACAAAAAAUCUAACAUAUUUUUCAGUCGCUCAACAGAUUUUGAAGUGCAUAGAAACUGGCUAGCUAUUACACACAGUCUUCCAUUGCGUCAGUGGUAUGUCGAUGUAAGUCUUUUUAUUUUUAUGAAAUUUUGAUCAGAAGGAUAACAUUACAUGCAUAUUGAAGCUUCAAUCAGUUAUAAUCUAGAUUCAUUUAUGAUUGAUUAAAUGCCUAGGAAAAUUUUGAAUAUAUACUACAUGCUUGGUGAUUAUAACUAAAUGAAAGGCUCAGGUCAUCUUGCUUCAAGUUUGCACAACUUCUGCUGUAGACUUGUUAAAUGUUGUUUGUAUUUCAUUUUUGAAUCUUCAUCAUGUAUCAGAAAUCUAUAAUCGUAACACAUUAAUUCAUUUCAAAACAAAUCUUCUGCAGUCUAUGACAGUUCAUUAGACAAAUGAAUUGGUAUUCUAAAUAAAUAUAGUAGGCUACUUCAUGGUGCCCAUAUUUUCAGUCUUGGGAGAUCUUGGUUAAUUCAGAAAUGUUUUACCAGGCUAAAGCUGGUUUUUUAUGACAUAAGUAUAUGGGAAAAAUUUUGCUAUUUGUUGCACAAAACUUCAUUCACCUGUGCUGGCAGCCAUAAAUUCACAAUGUUAAGAAAACUCUUGUGGAUAAAGUGUACACAUUUUUUGACCAACUAGAUAAUUUAUUUAAAGUGUUAAUUGACUCUUUGGUGAAUUUUUUUGUAACCCCUUAAAAGUAUUUACAAUGCUUUUUUUUUAAUCUGUGACAACUGACAGCCAUAAAUAACUAGUAUAAUUAUAAUUGAUAUUUUUAUUAAUUUUGCUAGCACAUGAAACUGUCUUUUAUUCAUUAAUCCUGUUUUAUUUAUCCUUUAGGAAACCUCUCAAUGGACACUAGAUUAUCCUCCCUUAUUUGCUUGGUUUGAAUACAUCUUAUCUUUAUUUGCCGUGAACUUUGACCCGAAGAUGCUAGAGGUCUCUAAUCUCAAUUAUGCCAGUGAAGGAACAGUUUUGUUUCAGAGACUAUCAGUGAUUAUGACAGAUUUUGUUUAUUACUAUGCAGUUAAAGAGUAAGUUGAAGUUCAUUAAGAUAUGCUGUUAAAAAGAUAAGUGGGAAUUGAUUAUUUUGUUGGAUUUCAAACUAAUGAAAAAUAAAAUUUUCUUUCAGAUUCCAAACUAUCAACAUCCUAUCGAAGCACAGUCCUAGAGAAAAGGAUAGAUUUAGCACAACUAUUCAAUCAAUUUUUCUUAUUUUCAACAUAGGUCUUUUCAUAGUUGAUCGUAUCCUUAUUACUAAACACUGCAAUUUUUAAAAAAAAGCUUUUUACUCUUUGUUUUUAUUAUAUUUUAAAAAUAAAAAUUGAUUUUUUUUUUUUGUAUGAAAAUGGAAAUCAAUUAAAUUACAGUUUUUAAAAGUUUUAUCUUACACUGUUUGAACCAGACAUACAUUUCCAGUACAACGGAAUCCUUUUUGGUAUCAUGCUACUGUCCUUGAUAAGGAUUUUACAGGUUAUAAAGUUUAUACAUUUUUUAAUUGUACACUAAAGUUGAAUUAUUUCUAUUACUAUAACCAUUUCUGAUACUUAUAAAUAUAUAUUAAAAUAAAAACCAAUAGUUUUGUGUUUCUUGCCAUCACCACAGAAAGUUGAAAUUUCGGUUAGUUUAAAAAGGGAGCAAUAUCAUUGUUAGAAAAAUUAUACCUGCUCAAAUGUAUGGAAACCUCAUUCAUUUUAAAACAAUUACAAGGUUAUAAGGAAAAUAAAAUUUGAUGCGACUUAUAUUAUUUGAUCACUAUUGAUUUGACUUAAGUAAAAUUAGUUAUUUUGUGGAUAUUUUCAUCUAAUACUACUUUUCUGAAGUUUAAAAUUGAAUUUUUUCACAGGGCAAGACUCUAGAAGGUGCUUUCUGGUUUGCUUUUCUAUUAAACAUGAAGCACAUCUUUAUGUACAUAGCACCAGCCUACUUCAUCUACUUGCUACGGACAUUUUGUUUCCAAGGUAAGGCAUAGCUUCAAGAAAUUGAAAUUUAUUUUUUAAUGCUAAAAAUUAAGAAGAAACUGAGAUGAAAAAUUAUCAUGGUCUUCGUUCAAAGGCAAAUGCUUCAUUUCAGGAGUAAUGUUUCAAUAUAUUUUCAGUUGUUAAUUAUUAAAUUUACAGUCUUAAUGCAAAUUAUUUAAGUGCAACUUUACAUUUUAAUGGACAAACAUUGUGACUUUAAGACAGAUAAUUUUUAGUUUAAUAGAACUGGAAAUUUCUUUUAAUAUUUUCAGCUGAUAAGCCUAUAUCAUUGACCAGAUUUUCCUUUUUCAACUUCGCUUGCCUUGGUGCUGUGGUCAGUGGGGUUUUUGUAUUCUCCUUUGGACCAUUUAUUUAUUUUGUAAGUAUUCAACUUUGCAGACUGAAACACCAUAAUUCCAUAUUGUAUCAAUUUAAAUCAAAAGUAUGUCUUUGGUAAACCUUACCCCAUUCAUUUUUUAAUUAUAGUUGAUAAGAGAAUAAAUGUAAACUCUCUAAAGACUAGAUUUUUCCGUUUUUUUAUGACCUUGAAUACAUCUUAUUAUUCAAUGUAUCUCAUGGCUGUAAGUAUUAUAUAUCAUUUUAAAGAUAAAUGGAUGCUCUUUAAUUGAUAUUUGGUGUUUGUUCAAAAUAUCCUUGCUAAAAUUGCAUUAUUAUUAUUUUUAGGCAAAAAAAUAAUUUUUUUAAGUCGACAAAAACAUAACAUCACAGCUUUACAAAGAAGGGGGAAAAAAAGGUGUUUUCAAUUAUGGCAAUACUAUUAUACUUAUCCAAAAUUUCAAAAGAAUAGACUCAUAAAUAAAAAAGUUAUGACUAUUUGUAGACAACAUAUCAUUCAAGGAAAUGUCAAAAAGUUAAAAUUAUUUUUUUUAAAAUAAUUAUUUUUGUUCAAAGGAAAACAUAUACUGCAUGAAAUUAUCAUUUAGAAAAUUAUUAGUAAGUAUUAUUUUAAAAUAAAAGUUAAGAAAAAAAGCACAUUUUAAUAAACAUUUUUUAUACAUCCCAGAGAUGAUCUAAUCCUUCGCCGAGACGAUGUAUAUAAAAUUCUUGAAAACAAUUUCUUUAUUUAUUAAAACAUAAAAAUGUAUCAAAAACAAAGCCUGUGACAUAUACUCUGACCAUUUUACUCUUGCUUUCAUAACACAGAAUUACUGGUACAUUUUUUAGAGCGCACGACAUACAUUUUUUUUAUCUUUACAGCAAUGGGUUCAUCAUCAAAGAUGUCCUAUGCUCCCUAAAUUGUUCAUUAAUUGCAACAUUUUCUUGAUGCUGAUACAGUUCUUGUAUUUUGCAUUGAGUUACAUAAGAGUCUCCUAAUUUUGCACAGCAUGUCUUCUUUAGUUUCAGAAUCAGAAACAUUUAGGAAACUCAAUAUGGCUUUGAAUAUGUCCCUAGUCAUAUUGGCCUUGCUCAUUGUCCGUGUAUAAGGAUUUCCUGGACCUUUCUUGUAAAAUUAAGAGCUUAAAUAAGUCCUGCAUUCAUAAUAAAUCCAAUUUAAACGCCUCUUCAAUGAUAUUAUACCAAUACCAAUUAUUGAAAACAGAAAGUUUAUUUGGUCCAUUGUCCUGCGCACACUGCUUACUAAUAUGCAACCAAAUUUGUAGUAAAAUAGAGUUUAAAAAAAAGUCUAUUUGCUUUUAAAAUCUCCUUAUAUCCUGUGUUGUUUUAACAUCAGGGAGCAGUAUGCUUUGUACCUCUGGUCUCAAGGCAGAAAUCCACUUAGAGUCCCACAGUCAUUGUAUCUGUCCUUCAUAGAUGCUGUCAAAAUAUUUUUUUAAAAAUAUUUAUUAGUUUAGCUGAAAUACAAAAUUUACAAUAUAAAUAAAAAGAUUUCCAAAUAGAAAAUAAUCUGCCAAAAUUACUUUUACUUCAUGGAAAAGGGAACACAGCUGAUUGUUUACAAUGUAAUAGCCUUGAAUUUAAUACAUACGGCAUUGUUUACAUUUUGGUACCGUAACUGAAACAUAUUAAUUAUAAUAAUUUUAUAACUUCAAAUUAGUUUCAAUUAAAACAAAUAAAUAAUUCAAUCUGUUUAAGAAUUUUAUACUACUGGAACUUGAAUAAAGCUAAUAUUAGGGCAAAUAUUACUAAUAAUAGUGCUAAGAAAUUAUCACAGUAUGCGUGAGAGCAUAAAUGAAAAAGUAAACAAACCUUGUAUACUAUUAUUAAUUAUUAUGAUAAUAAUUUAAAGAUUCUCUGUAUCAGACACAUCUAAAGUGUUAUCUUCAUCAAAAAUCUUCCUCUAAGGAAGAAUUGUUGUCCAUUUCAAGCUUAUAAUCAGAAUCAGACUCCAUAACAAUGCUUAAGUGUGUAGUAACAGUCUACCUUGUCGGUCUUUUGGCAAAACAUGUGAAAAUUGUAUAAUGCGGCGAAAAAGGAAAUUCAUGAAUGGACAAGUUGCUACCAGGUUUCUUCAAGAACUUGUAGUAUAAUUGAUUUUUAUUUAUUUCCAAAUAGAAAUUUACCAUGCCAAAAUAGUAAAUCUUUAUUUUCCCCUUUAAUAUAAAUGUUUUAUACAUUUAAGGGGUUGUUUUUUUAUCUGUCAGAUAUGACAGAUUUUUCAAUCUCUUGUCUUUUGAGAGUUUAAUUAUUUAACAUAUAUUUAUAAAAUAAAGAAAUAAAAUUGAUUCCUUUGUUUCAUAUAUUCUACAAUUCCAUUACAAAAGUAACCGAACCCAGUUCAAUAAUAUAUACCAUGUCAAAGAAAUAAUUUGAAAUUUAUGUUUUUACCUUCUCCAGGGACAAUUUAUCCAAGUUAUGUCUCGCUUAUUUCCAUUUAAGAGAGGUUUGCUACAUGCAUACUGGGCACCCAAUUUCUGGGCCCUUUAUAGUGGACUAGACAAAGUUUUAACAAUUUUUGGUAAGAUCACUUGGAAAAAUAUUCUUUGAAAUGCUCGUGCUAAAAUAUUAUUGAUUUGAAAUUUUUAAAUUAUUCAUGGUACUUGUCUUAAAUGUUUUUAUUUUCCCUUUCAGGUCUAAAACUUGGUAUUUUAAAUGCUGGAAAGGUGCAAUCAGGCUCCAUGACCUCAGGACUUGUUCAAGAGUACAACCAUACAACAUUACCCAGCAUUCCUCCUGGCUUCUCACUGCUUUUGGUUGUCUUUGGAAUGAUGGUGUGUUAACUCUUUCAUUUCUUAGCAAUGUUGACAAAAAAAAAUUGUUUAUUUAUUUAUAAAGUUUAAAAAUUGUGUUCUAUACAUCUAAUCUAUAAUAUAAUCAAAAUACACUAAUGAUUUGGAAAAGUUUUAUUUUAAAAUUGAAAUAUCCAGGAAGGCAAAUGUCAUAAUUUUGAAUUCAUAUCUUUCUUUUAGUUUAGCAGAACAAAUGUGAAUCUGGAUCUAGCAUGUUUAUUUGUUAUGAUUCAAAUGUGAAAUAUAUUAGUGGUUGAUGUAAAUUUUCUGUUUUUAGCCUGCGCUGUUGAAUUUGUGGAACCAGCGAACAGUCGUGUCAUUCUUACGUACAGUCAUCCUAUGUGGACUCACAUCCUAUCUCUUUGGCUGGCAUGUUCAUGAAAAAGCUAUUCUCAUGGCUAUCAUUCCUAUGGCGUACGUUUAUAAUAUCCGUGGGAUUGUUAUUGUAAGCUUAACGAAUUAUUUUAGUUAAAGGGUGAGGCAUAUUACAGGCUCUUAAAAAUUAAUGCAUAACUUGUAUAUUUUUAACUGAAUCAUAUUAACUAAGAAAACUUUUUGUUAAGAUCUGUUAAGAUGAAGUUGCUUGUGUCACCCUAAUCAUCAUUAGGAAAUUUGUUUUCUCUCUGAUAUACUAAUGAUUUGAAAAAAUAAGUCGUAAACAGUCAUACAAGCUGAAAUGUUUAUUGGCUGUCUUUAUGAACUGACCAAUGCAUUACUUGUACAUUCGUCUCUUAAGAUCAAGGAAUUUGCUAUUUUUUUAAAAUAAUAAUUUCAGAUUAUUAGUUCUGAACAGUAAAGCAGAUGCUAGGAUCUACCUGAUACUGUCCACCGCAGGAUUCUACUCACUAUUUCCUCUGUUGUUUACACCAAUGGGUGAGGUUUAUUAUAUUCUUAAAGCACCUUACAAUUGUCUUUAAUAGCCUAGCAUUGCCUUUUCCCACAUUAAAAAUCAUGUUGUUAUUUUCACUAAUUUAAAUGAGCCUAUUAUUUGCUUAUGUUGAAAUGGGUUGAAAGACUUUGACAUUGUAUGCUUGUAAUUAGUUUUUGUAGUGUUGCGUUUGUUUUAAAUGUGGUAAAUUAUAGAUUUGUUUUUUGUUGACUUUGUACCGCGCUUCGAGCCUUUGGGGACGAAGCGUGUUUUUUAAAUGAACUUUAUUAUUUAUUAUUAUUAUUAUAUCAUAUCCAUAGAUUAACCCAUUAUUAUGGUUAUAACAAAAUAGAAAACUGUCUCACUCUAGUGGACUGAUUUAUGGGAAGUUUAUCGAAUUUUGUAAAACCAGUUUUCAUAAGGAUUAAAAAUGUAACCACUGACAGGUGUAAGUGUAGUUUAUCAAAAGAAGAAACUUAUAAUUUAGAAUACGAGUGGGAAAAGUAGUGGAGGAACAUUCCAGUGGGGAGUUGGGGGAUGUGUGUUCCAUGGGGGCAGUAGCUGAUGAAAGGAUUGUGCAAAUUUAAAAUGAAUGUUAACAUUGUUUUGUUGUUUUCCCCUUCUCUUUAAAAAUAAUUGUCACCUUUAGCAGAUAAGAUUCCUAUUUUAGAAUGAAGGAAAUCAUUUUAAAAAAAUAUGAAACUAAGUUUUGUUUUGUUUCCCCAGAAAAUUUGCUGAAGGUUUUACUGCUGAUUCAGAGUUGUAUUUUUUCUUUUUUAUCUCUGGGAAAUAUUUUCAGGUAAAUUUAUUACAUUUUUAAUCCUAUAGCUGUCAUGGGUGAUCAUCGGUCGUUAAACCCCUUUCUGUGGUCAUGGUUGAUAGUAUCGCCUGCUAGCAAAAUCAUCACUAAAAAUGUGAAUGAUUUAAUGUAUAUCGGUCAAGAGAAAAUGACCAUAUAAAUGAGAUUGCUUCCGAUUUACGCUUCUAUCAGUGUGUUAAUGUGCUUUUAUCAGAGCUUUUUUUUGUGAUUUAACUGGGUGUAAAAUUUGCAAAAAAAAAUUUGGCCACCAUAGUGUCUGAUGCUGGAGAGGGUUCCCCUCUAGAUUUCAAAAUCAGCACAGACUUUCUUGUUUGGAAUUAUUUGAAAGGAAUUGAAAUGAAAGCAAAGAUUCUGAGAUAUUCCACGCGCUAAUGAUGACAGUUUUAGCUCUUGCGGUGAUAUGGAAAUUUUAGCUCUAAUCUUAGUCAUAUUUUUACAGACAAAUUUAUUUGGGAAAGGGUUUAAAUCAAAUAGAAAAGAUGAAGAUUGGUUUCCCAAAGACUUACCCUAAAGAGAUUCAAAGACAGCUAUGUUUGUGUAUCCUCUUGAGCAUUAAUUCAUUAAAAAAAUUGAUUUAAUAACUUCAUUUUAAAAGUAAUUUUUGAAGUGAUUUCUUGCCCUCCCCCUUACAUUUUUUUAUGACAGGAAUUUUAAGGUAGUGAAUGAAAAAAUUCACCAAUAUUACAAUCUUCAACAUAAGUACCUAUAUGGUGACAUUUUCUGAAAGGAAAUAUUGCUUUUAGUAUCUCAAAAACUUGAUUUUAUGAUAGGUUGAACGAGUGAUGGAGUCCUAGUAUUAGGAUGGGUUAAAUUCAUAAGUUGAGUAUUAAAAUUUUACUCACACUUAAGGAGCCAGAAUGAUCAAUACAUGGAUCGUGGGUUCUCAAAAUAUAGAAGAAGAAGAAGGGUCAAGGUCAAAAUCAACAUACAUAAUAUCAACAUUCAUUAUAUAAAAACAAAUUAUUUUCAUACCAUAAGAUAACUUGUCCAAUGUACUUUCAAAAACUGUAUAAUUGUACGGGUCGUUGAAUUCAUUUAGAAUAAGAUUGUCAUUUUUGAAAAGCAUUUGAAAAAGCUAAAAAUAGCUUGACACUAUAGAAAAUGAACUUGAUAGUAAUAGGGUUUAAAGCCAGUUAAUUAGAAGAAACUAAUUGACUGUAAAAUUAUUUUUAGUAGAAGAAUUUGACUCAUUAUUGCUAAUUUUGAAUAAAUCUAGGCAUAACAUGUGCUCUUGCGAUAUGCACAUCAUAUUUAUUUUGUUCUUGACACUAUCAUAUUGUCACGUAAGGAUCUGACUUAACUGCGUAACAAAAAUGUUUAUUAUUAAUAUUAUCAUUUUUUGGACUCGGGAAGUUUGUGUAAAUAUAUUAUCAAUUUGACCUUAUUCAUGAUUAGACAUUAUUGAAUUUAGUUUUAUUAAAAGUAUAGUGAGACUUAAGUGCUUUAUGUGAAAGGAUUUGUUCUGAGUAGUGCGCAGCCAUUUAAACUUAACACUUUUACACGGCAGAACAGUUAGUAAAGUUGGUAAACCUCAACUGUGAUAACUGUUUUGCUGUGUACAAGUAACUCAAUAAACAAGAUGAGUUAGUGAUCUCAUUUAUGAGAAACAACACAAUGAGCAUUGCAAGCAACAAGUUUUAAUACUUUGCUAAUUUGCUUUUGGAUUGCAUUUUUCCCCAGUUCUAUGAAGAGAGAUGGACACUCGAACCAAAACAAUACUGAGAUUUUCAAACUGCCUUAUCUUCCACUGCUGAACCUGUCGGAGAGCAUUUACAUCUGGGGUUUCAUUCCACUGGGUCUAUUCAACAGUCUUGGAUUUUGGCUUUGGAACAUAGGAGAGCGCUAUCCCUUCCUUCCUUUGAUGCUAACCUCUGUGUAUUGUUCACUGGGAAUAAUAUACUCCUGGCUUGAAUUCUACAGACUGGCGUUAACAGAUGGUGACACACAGCUCUACAAGUUUAUCCAGCAGUUUUCAGAACAUUCUCUGUCUGCAUUGGGCAAUCGAUAUAAAUAUUUCCAGCACGAUGGAGCAGAGAGCAGGCAAAAUAAAUUUAAUAAAAAUAAAAGGAAGCACUGAUGUGAAGAGAAA